Molecule: messenger RNA, 2151 nt
Organism: Dendrobium catenatum
Lineage: Eukaryota; Viridiplantae; Streptophyta; Magnoliopsida; Asparagales; Orchidaceae
Product: aluminum-activated malate transporter 9
Exons: 6
Coding region: 313-1896 (527 amino acids)
Biological process (GO): malate transport
Cellular component (GO): plant-type vacuole membrane
Source: RefSeq, a predicted model, not a curated record
AUAUUAAGAGAGAGAGAGAGAGAGAGCCACCACCUCUAUUUGAUUGUUUGGAGAUUCCAAAUUCUCCAUCAAUACUGCCAUUAUUGAGCCCUUAAGCAUCUCGCAGCGUCUAAUCCUUGUUUUCCAAUCUAUCUUACCCUCUAUUAUUAACAGAGAGAAUCAUUCUUAUUCCACCAUGCAUGGCUUACUAACCCUUCAUCAAACCUCUCUCCAUCCCUAUAAAACAGGUCCUCAACUCCUCCAACUUCUUCAUUCUAUCUCAUAAACAUACAUAUAUUUUACAUUGUAAAGAUCAAAUUAUAAUAUAGAAGAAUGAAUGGAAAGAAGGGUAGUAUCGUCAUUAAGAUAGUUGAUCGGCCGGAAAAUGGUAAAAAGGAUUCCGGUGAUGCCGGGGAGUCUCCGGCGAGAAAAUGGAUAAGAGAUGUGUGGCAGUUUGCCAAAGAAGACAUGAACAGAAUUACCUUCUCACUUAAGGUUGGUCUGGCUGUGCUGCUUGUCUCCCUGUUGAUACUUAUCAGAGCACCAUAUGAGGUAUUUGGAACCAGCAUCAUUUGGUCCAUACUUACAGUAGCUAUCAUGUUCGAAUACACCGUAGGUGCUACAUUCAACAGAGGGUUCAACCGAGCUCUCGGGAGCCUCCUCGCCGGAAUCUUCGCCAUCACCAUGAUGCAAGUAGCCAUGGCCUGCGGCCAAAUUGCAGAGCCCUACAUCAUUGCCUUAAGCAUCUUCUUCGUAGGGGCUAUAACGUCGUUCAUGAAGCUGUAUCCAUCGCUGGUUCCAUAUGAAUAUGGUUUCAGAGUCAUACUCUUUACGUACUGCCUCAUCAUUAUCUCCGGCUACAGGAUGGGCAAUCCAAUCAGAACGGCCAUGGAUCGAAUGUAUUCCAUAGCAAUAGGAGGCAUAGUCACUGUGCUUGUUAACUCCCUCGUCUUCCCAAUCUGGGCGGGCGAGCAGCUCCACCUAGAGCUCGUGGGAAGCUUCAAUGCUGUUGCAGAUUCGCUCGAAGAGUGUGUCAAGAAGUACUUGGCAGAUGAUGGCUCGAGCCACCCCGAGUUCUCCAAGACAGUAAUGGACGACUUCGCUGAUGAACCGGCAUUCCACAAGUGUCGAGCAACAUUGAAUUCAUCGGCAAAGUUUGAAGCUGUGGCGAAUUCGGCAAAGUGGGAGCCGCCGCAUGGCAGAUUCCGGCACUUCUUCUAUCCAUGGUCAGAAUACGUCAAGGUUGGGGCGGUGCUCCGGCACUGCGCCUAUGAGGUUAUGGCUUUGCACGGCUGCCUGCAUUCAGAGAUUCAGGCACCAUAUAAUCUGAGAUGUGCAUUCCAGCCAGAGAUCCUUGAUGCUACAAAUCAGGCAGCGGAGCUAUUACGAAGCCUAGGCAAAGAUAUCAACAACAUGAAACGAAGCCUGCUGACAAAUUUGUUGAAGAGAGUACACAGCUCAACUGAGCGCCUACAACGUUCAAUUGACAUGCACUCUUACCUGCUAACUUCAAGCCAUGAAAUUCAAGAUUGUCCUCCUAAACUUCCUAUAUCGCAACCCUCAAAUACAAUCACUCGCACCUCUAAGGACUCACACAGCCAAGUGGAGGAAUCAGAAAGUAACGAUGAAAAGCUAAAUUCAGCUUAUACCAAACAAGUCCAAGGUGAUUCUUACCACGAGACCAUGAGAAAGCAGCAAAGGCGGCUCUACUCAUGGCCUUCAAGGGAAGUUGACGAUUACGAAGAUGGAGAUGUUGACACAGAAAUGCUUCAAAAAAUGCGUACCUUUGAAAGCACUGCAGCUCUUUCCUUGGCCACUUUUGCUUCAUUGCUCAUAGAAUUUGUCGCGCGACUUGAUCACUUGGUUGAUGCUACUGAUCUCCUCGCUAGGAUGGCCAAGUUCAAGGAAGAUUAUUAAAGCUAAAAGAGCUUUUUGUGAUGUGUACCAUCUUAAUGCCAAUUAUCAGUUUCAUGCAACAAAGAUAUACAUUUUGCAGAUGAGGGACUUGGUUUGUAGGCUAAACAGGUUUAUAUUAUAUAAAUCUUUUUUUUUUUCCAAGAGAAAUCAGAACUAGCACGGAAAAAAUUUCUCUAAAGAGAUUUUAUUAAUAUUCCACAACUUUGUAGGUAUAAGAAAGCAGUUUCCUGAUAAUCAAAUCUGUAAAUUCUAUAA